Molecule: messenger RNA, 4994 nt
Organism: Culex pipiens pallens (northern house mosquito)
Lineage: Eukaryota; Metazoa; Arthropoda; Insecta; Diptera; Culicidae
Product: titin-like
Exons: 4
Coding region: 138-4400 (1420 amino acids)
Cellular component (GO): nucleus
Molecular function (GO): zinc ion binding
Source: RefSeq, a predicted model, not a curated record
AGAAGAAGAAAAAAAAGUGUCAAAAAACAUGGAAGCUAAAGUUGUGUUCUGAAAGGUGGUCCGCGGAAAAAUCGAUUUUAAGCCCCGGAAAAGGGCCGGAAAGUGAGCAGUGCCGGUGGCCACCGGUGCCGGACGCGAUGGAGCGCUUCGCGAUCAACAUUCUGCACAAGCAGAUCUACAAAAUAUGCCGGCUUUGCGGGGUCGACCAGCCGAGCAAGGUCCCGAUUUUGGAGGAGACCGAAAUCGAGAUCAUAGUCGGCGACGAAGAAGAAGCGACGCUGGCGAAAAAAAUCCUCGACUGUGUUGGUAUAGAGGUGAGCAAGGAUGACAAGAUGCCGCAAAAUAUUUGCUCUCUUUGUGUGGACAAAAUCAGCGAUUUCUACGAGUAUCGAUUGAUGUGCGCAGCGACGAAUCUGCAGACGCGGACCAUUCUGAACCUGCCGCUGGUGGAACCGUCGCGGAAGCAGCUUGGUAUUGCGGCCAAAGCCGACGUGAAGGACGUCAAGGAGGACGUGAAGAUUGAAGCGGCCAGUUCGAGCAGCUGCAAAAAGGGCAAGAAACGAAGGGGGCCUCCGUCGCCGUCGCCAUCCCCCUCUCCGGCACCGACCACCCGGGUUAAGGCACCGAUCGAUGUUAAGGACGAACCGGUUCCGUCGACGCCGGUCAAGGCCCUGACCAAGAAGGAGCGACUAAAGCAGCUUCAACAGCAACAACUCCUGGCUCAGCAAAAACUCGAAAAGGACAAGGAAUCCGAAGCGGAACUGAAGCAAACCCGUUCCAAGCGCAAAGAACCGUCUCCGGAUGAGGCGGAACCGAGCAGCAGCAAGCAGCAAACGGCGAAAUCCGAACUGACCGUGCCGGUGCCGAAGAAGAUCAAGUUUGAACAUCCCUGUUCGUUCUGCUCGGACGAGUUCAAAACGCAAACCGAGCUGGACAGCCAUCUCGGGCUGAAACACGUUCCGACGGUGCGCAAGUUUGGCUGCGGGUCGUGCCGGGAAACGUUCGAGUCCGUGCUGGAGUUCAAGGACCACAAUCUGUGGCACCAGUUGACACGUACUCCGUACACUUGCUUCAAGUGCAAGCGGAAAUGGGACAAAAACGCUGCCCUAGUCAAACACGUUUCGCUGAAUGCGUGUGGCCGCAUUUCCCGGGGUCGCCCUCCGGCGAUUCUACCGGAUGUGCAGUGUCGGUUGUGCAACAGAAAGUUCAAGACGCAGAACCUGUUCGAAUGGCACAGCUGCUUCCUGAAGCCCAAGUCCAAGUGUCCCAAGUGUGACAAGUACUUUGUGAAGAAGCAAAUCCUCACCCGUCACUACAUGAUGUUCUGCACGGGAACACUGCCCCCGCCGGAACCGCUGCUCAUCCCGAAAGAUGAACCGGUUGAGCAGCCCGCAGCUGUCAACAGCAAAUCCGGAGCUGCCGCCGUCCCGGGAACGGCCGCUGGUACCGCCGAACGUCGAACACGUCGUUCGUUGCCCGCCGAACCGGAACUGCCCAAGGAGGAGCGAGAAAUUCCGUUCCCGCCUCCGCUCGAGCUGGAACCGGAAGCUCCUGCACCGACUCCUUCGUCCAGCGCCAGGAAGCGAGGACGGCCCAAGAACGCACCUCCCUCCGUUGAAGCUCCAGCUCCAGCUGCUGCUCCGGCCGAUGCCGCAGCAGACAAGAUUGCCACCCUGCUCGACACCGGUUCCAAGCUGGACAAGGACACCGACAUUGCCACCAUCAACAAUCUGCUCAGCUCCGUCACGGAAGCGAUCGCCAGUAUUUCCGAGGCCAAGGCCAAAAAGAAGAAAAAGAAAAAGGACAAAACCAAGGACCGCGUUCGGAACGUCGACACGCCCACCGCCGAAAACAGCAGCUCUCCGGUGGACACGCGAACCGAGGAAGAACGGAAGGCGGACGAGUUUGCCGAGCAGGCCGCCCAGAUGAGCAUGGACGAGCAGCUGGCACUGUGCAAGAUGCCGAUGGUGGUGCUGGCCAAGACGACCUUCAAGCAGGAAACCACCGAAAUUGACACGGAACCGUCGCAACUUCAGGAACCGCUUGGAAAUGGCGACGACGAUGACGACAACUACGAAGAAUCGGGUAACGACUACGGAGGAUUCCAGGACGAAGAUGACGAAGAAGCUGCUGCGCCACCGCCACCACCAGCGGCAGCUCCGGCACCUGCCGCGGAAGAAAUUCCCUUCCCGAUGCCCAUCAAGCAGGAAGAGGACACGCCUGCCGAAAGUGAAUCUCAACCGGCCGACAAAGAAGCACCGCCACCACAAGACACGACGUUCAACGAGCAGUUGGCGCUCAACAUCAAGCGGGAACCCGGCUUGGAGGAAGAUUCCGAACCACCAGCGGCUAAAAAAAGACGUCCCGAGUCGCGCACUUCGGUGGCCUCCCCGGCGUCCACCCUCAGCUCGUCCUCCGGGCCAGUCCGAGGCUCACCCAAGCCGACGCUUAUCCUCAAAAUCAAAAAGGAAAAAGGUCUCCUCAACGCAACGGUCUCGGAACCGAUCAGCGUGGACGACGACGAAGGAGACGAGGUGGAGGAACGCUCCCAGUCCAAGGCACGAAAAAGUGUCUACAAAAAGCCGAACGUUUUGGCUGUGCGAAUCAAGCAGGAAAAGGUCGAUCCCGCGUACGAACGGCAAGAAAUCAUCGCCGCACAAUCCUCGGAACUUCCCGGCGGAAUCCGCAUCAAGCAGGAGCGCAUCGACCCGGAAGAACUGGAAUCCUCAAGUUCACCAAUCGAAGCGCAAGAUCUGGGCGAAGCUCCUGCCCGCAAGAAGCAACGCCAAACGAGGGAACCCUCCCCCGUUAUCGCAUUCGACGGAGUUCGCAUCAAGCAGGAAAAACCGGACCGCCCGGUGGAACCAGCAACCAAAUCUGCCACCCCAUCACCCUCACCGGACGCCACCCCAAAACCAACGGAGAAGAAAAAGAAAUCCAAGGUCAAAAUCAACCCGUUCGCCCUGCUCAAGCAACGAAUGGCGGCCGAGGCCGCGGCCAAGAGCGCGUCCGAACCCCCACAGUCCGCAUCCCCUCUCCCGGUCAUCACGAACGUCGUGGGCAACGCGGCCGCCUCGACGGCAUCUUCCUCCACGCGAAGCAGUAUUUCCGGGGACGCGGAACCCGCACCGGAGCAACCCGUCCCCGUAAUUGCCCAGGUGCAGUCGAUAGCGAAGGACGCCGCCGUCGAGGAUGACUUCCCGAUGCCAAUCAAGGAGGAACCGACGGAGGAGUCUUCGACUGCUGCUGAUGAAAAGAAGGUGGCGGAUGGGGGAGACGAGGAAGAAGAGCAGGACGAGUUUCCGAUGCCGAUUAAGGAGGAGGCACCGGAAGAAGCGCCGCCAGCGGAAAGUGCGGACGAUGCGGAAGAGGACGAGUUUCCGAUGCCCAUCAAGGAGGAACCGGAGGAAUCUCAGAAUGGCGUGGUGGAGCAGCCCAGUGCGGUUGAAGAGGAGGAGAAGUCAAAGGAUGUCCCAGAACAGGCUGAAGAGCCUGCAGCAAAGGAGAAAGAUGACGCAAAUGACGAGGAACCAGGUUCUAGUCCUGAAAAGGUCGAAGAACCUGCGACGGAAGAAAUUGACGAAAAGGAAGACGAAGAUGCGAAAUCUUCACCUGAAGAAGCUGAUGAACCGGAGGCGAAAGAUGCUUCUCCUGAAGAACCGGAAGAAGAAGAAUCUACUCCUGAAGAGCCGGAGGUGGAGGAAUCUUCUCCUAAAGAGAUUCAGGAAGAAACGAAGUCGCCAGAAGAGCAGAAAACUGAAGAACCGGAGGAUGAAGAAAAGUCGCCAGAGGAGAAUCAAGACGAACAGGAGUCCGCUGAAGAGCAGAACCCUCAAGAAUGCUCUGAACCAUCACCAGCUCCUGCUGAAGAGACCAAGGAAGACGAAGUUGAAUCAACACCAGAAGACACUAACGGCGAAGAGCAAGACCAGCCAGCAGAACCGGAAGACGCGCCAGCAAAACUUGACGAACCCCUCGAAGACAUUCCGGAGGAAUCUACGUCGCCCAUUUCGGACACGCCCAUGGACGAGUACGAGCAAAACUCACAAGAGCAACCGGAACCUCGACCCGAGAAAUCCGACGAACCACCCAAGCCAGCACCCGAGUCCGACUUUGAGGAGCUGCAGAACCUGCUGACGGAGGGCUUGAGGCCACCGGACCUGGACUGCUCGACGUCGGUGACCGAAACCGGCACGCAACCGCCCGAGACGGGCGGCCUCGACGUCGAUUUGGACAGCUUGCUGAACAACAAGCUGGACGAGAUUUCCGGCGGGGCGCCGCAGCAACCCGACGAUCUGCAGCUGGCCAUUGAGCGCGAACUGCUGAACGAGAUGAUGCCACCGGCGCCGGUGGCGCAAGCGAAUGAAGGUACUGGCAACGGUCAGGAGCAAUCGUUGUAAAGGGGAACGGCAGCGUAGCUUCAUUUUUUUGAAAUCCAGUGUUUUAUUGUCUUGACCUCACCCCCUUUGGAUCUGCGACAAAUCUUCCUCCUACAUUAUAACUAUUAGAGAGUGUUUCGAGAGUGGUGAAUUCGUGACACGCGCAUAUUCACGAACGCAUGAAUAGAUAAGUGUAUUAUUUGCCAGCCAGAUAUGUUCGACGAUUUGGUUGAAAGAGCUUGUAUAGUUUCUUUAUAAUUUGCGACUACAUUACUCACGAAACCGGAAUUAUUAUUUUUUUCGUGCUUAUCGCUCAAUUCUGGAGCAUUAAAAUAUUUUCUUCCUAAGUUCUUUUUUUAAAGAAGCAAAAAAAUAGAGUACUCCUAAGUUUUCACAUUUGCUAAAUAAUUUAGACAAGAUAAUUAGUCGAUAAACUAUAGACAUUAUUCUGAAUGUAAGAGUAGAUCCCAGAAUAGACGUGUAAGAGAUUGUUUUUGGAAAUAAGUGAUGUGAGCAACAACAAAAUAAAAAAAAGGAAAUCUGUAUUGCUGAAAGUAAUAGUGGAUAGUGAAAUAAGAGUGACGGCGAAAUAAUCUAAUAAAUCAACAGUAAAUA